This is a messenger RNA of Oncorhynchus masou masou (cherry salmon), 1181 nucleotides long. RefSeq lists its product as uncharacterized. The coding region runs from base 37 to 822 and encodes 261 amino acids. The transcript is spliced from 9 exons. The record is from RefSeq and is a predicted model, not a curated record. NCBI's taxonomy places the organism in Eukaryota, Metazoa, Chordata, Actinopteri, Salmoniformes, Salmonidae.
CCAUCACUCCACACCACUGAAGUCUCAGCCAACAUCAUGGCAGCAUUAGGACUCCUCUGGCUUGUGAUCGCCACAGCAUCCAUCCUUGUCAAAUGUGAGGAUGCAAAAUCUGAAGACAAAAAGAUCUACCCAGCAAAGAUCUUUGGACCAUCUAAUGUGACUGAAGGGGUAAAUGUCCAUUUUAAAUGUAGCAUUACUGGCAUCGGAGGACCUGAGGACAAGUUAAAUGUUUACCUUUGCAAGAAUGGAGUUGGGAUAAGAAUUGCGAAGCUGGAGAAAGGUAAAGAUGAUGCUAUUUUCACCAUGAAGGAUGUUACAAGAGAAGACUCAGGCAACUACAGCUGUGUGUACACCAGAGAUAAACCUGUACCCAGUCACUUGAAGUCAACAGGGGAUAAUUUAAUAGUCUUUCAUGUCGAUGGAGAAUGGAAAGAGGGACUAAAUAAUAUGGGAGGACAAGGCAGAGCAGGACUGGCAGCAGCCUUGGUCCUCCUGUUUCUGACUCUGUCUUUACUGCUGUUACUGUGGAGGUGCUGGGGGAUCCUGAAACCAAUGAUAGGCAUUGACCAUCAACCAAGUGAGACUCAGGAUACGGAUCAAACAUACAGUCUAAUCUCAGUUGUACCAGUCGCAGCUGGUGUAAUCUCUCCAACUGAUCCUACAGGAAAUGAGGCACUGCACAGUGUAAUAACUAGAGUGAAAAGACCAGAACAGCAGGGUGAAACUGCCAUCUAUGCCAAAGUGACCAAAACAAAGAAGGAGAAAGAAAAACAGGACCCUGUGUACAGUCUGCUGAACAGAGAGGACACCAUGAUACUGUAGUAGUGCUAUACUGUUGUGCUAUAUAGUAGUGCUAUACAGUAGGGCUAUUGUCACGCCCUGACCUUGGAUAUCUCUGUUUUCUUGAUAUUUUGGUUAGAUCAGGGUGUGACUAGGGUGGGUACGCUAGUUUUUGAAUUGUCUAGGGUUUUUGUAUGUCUAGGUUUGUUGUAGGUCUAGGAGUUUUUGUAUCUCUAAGUUGGCCUGAUAUGGUUCUCAAUCAGAGACAGCUGUUUAUCGUUGUCUCUGAUUGGGGAUCAGCCAUUUCCCCUUUGUGUUUCGUGGGAUCUUGUCUAUGUGUAGUUGCCUGUCAGCACUCGUUUGUAUAGCUUCAUGUUUCGUUUAGUUAUUUUGUUAGUUUG